AAGAAACAAUUACUCUGGGCCCGUAGUUGGAGUUGUGGGCGGAUCUUAUAGUUCAGUUUCCCUUCAAGUUGCCAAUCUACUAGGACUAUUUCACAUUCCACAAAUAUCCCCAGCGUCUACUGCAAAAGCUUUAAGCGACAAAACGAGAUUUAAAUAUUUCGCCCGGACUGUCCCUCCAGACACCUUUCAAUCGAGCGCUUUAGUCGACAUUGUCAAAAGUGUCAAUUGGUCCUAUGUAUCGACAAUCUAUUCAGAGGGGUCCUAUGGAGAAUAUGGAAUUGAAGUAUUCCACAGGGAAGCACAGGAAAGGAACGUAUGCAUCGCCACCGCUGAGAAAGUACCCAGUGCUGCCGACGAUAAAGAAUUCGAUAACAUCAUUAUAAAGCUGAAAAAGAAAAUAAAUGCCAGAGGUGUUGUCUUGUUUACGAGGGCUGAGGAUGCACGGAGGAUUCUGCAGGCAGCUAAGAGGCUAAAUGCCAGUCACACCUUCUAUUGGGUGGCGAGCGAUGGAUGGGGUAAACAACAAAAAUUGGUUGAAGGACUGGAGGACGUAGCAGAAGGGGCAAUCACAGUUGAAUUACAGUCGAAUCAUAUACCGGGUUUUGACGAAUACAUGAUGUCGCUAACACCCGAACGAAAUACUCGAAAUCCUUGGUUUGAACAAUAUUGGGAAGAUACUUUCGGAUGCGUUUUGGAAAAAAAUAUACCAUUGGAAACAAAUUACACUUUCAACGUUUGCAGUGAUGACUUGAGGCUGUCACAGAGUGUCGGAUACGAACAAGAAAGCAAAGUGCAGUUUGUCGUCGAUGCUGUAUACGCUUUUGCGUUGGCCCUUCACAAUCUGUAUGAAGAUCUAUGCAAAGAUUACAACCAAUCUGGUGUUUGUCCUGCUAUGACCCAAUUCGAUGGAAGUGACUUUUAUAAGAGAUAUCUACUCAACGUGUCUUUCAUUGACUUGGCUGGUAGUCCUGUCAAAUUUGACACUAGCGGAGACGGAUUAGCAAGAUAUGAUAUUCUUAACUACCAAAGACUGCUCAACUCAUCUGGCUCUGGAUACCAUUACAAAAAAGUGGGAAAAUGGUUUAACUAUCUUCAGCUAGACCCAAAUUAUCUUGUAUUUGAAAAUAAUGCAACUUUUGUGCCAACAUCAGCUUGCUCUCUACCCUGUGAACCAGGAAUGAUCAAGAAACAACAAGGAGACACAUGCUGCUGGAUAUGUGAUAAAUGCGAGGACUAUGAGUUUGUAUACGAUGAGUUUACAUGUAGAGAUUGCGGACCGGGAUACUGGCCUUACGAAGACAAAUUAUCUUGCUACGCACUGGAAUUGCAGUAUAUGCGUUGGAACACUCCCUAUGCUUUCGUGCCCGCAGCAUUUUCAUGUCUGGGAAUUCUAGUUACUUUCGCCGUUAUUAUCCUGUUUGUCAAGCAUAAUGAUACUCCAUUAGUCCGUGCAUCUGGCAGGGAGUUGAGUUAUAUGUUGCUCUUUGGGAUCCUCCUAUGUUAUCUGAAUACUUUCGCUCUCCUUGCUAAACCAACUACCGAAAUUUGCAUCACUCAGAGGUUUGGCAUCGGCGUUGGAUUUUCUAUUAUAUACGGUGCACUGCUUACCAAAACGAAUAGAAUCUCCCGUAUAUUCGAUUCUGCUUCAAAAUCAGCUCAGAGACCGAGCUAUAUAAGUCCUAAAUCUCAAGUUGUCAUCACGUGUUCCUUAAUUGCUGUUCAAGUUAUUUUGACUCUAGUUUGGAUGAUUGUUGAACCACCAGGCACGAGGUUCCAUUACCCUACCAGAAACCAGGUUAUUCUGAAAUGUAAAAUUCAGGACAUGUCGUUUUUAUUCAGCCAGCUAUACAAUAUGAUUCUGAUUACUACUUGCACAGUGUACGCCGUUAAAACCCGCAAAAUCCCAGAAAACUUCAAUGAAUCGAAAUUCAUCGGCUUCACAAUGUACACUACUUGUGUCAUUUGGCUGGCUUUCAUACCUAUUUAUUUUGGAACUGGAAACGCAUAUGAGACUCAGUUGACAACCCUUUGCGUUGCUACCAGCAUGAAUGCCACUGUCGCUUUGGUUUGCUUGUAUUCACCGAAAGUCUACAUUAUAGUGCUGCAUCCCGACAAAAAUGUUCGAAAAUUGACCAUGAAUAGCGCUGCUUACAAGAAAUACAACUCUAGCUCUGCUCUACCUUCAUCUUAUGCUCCGGCUCCCUCCAGUGCUACGCAGAAAGUAAGUUCUGACGGUACUGAGACUAUUCUAAUGCAACGUAUUGGGGGAAACACUGCCACCACUACAACAACUAAUAACACUCCUAACACACCUUCAAGAACCUCGUGUAGUGGAACAAAUGCUGAGCCGAUGGAUAGCAUAGCCCUGCUAUAGGGACGGCCUAAUAAUGACGCACCUCCAGAUACGGGACAACCAAUACCAACUGUGGCUGACAUUCACAUAUAAGACGUUUUUUUAUAAAAAUAAAAAAUCUAGAAAUAUUACACUGACCUUUGCUCCCGAAUUUGACUCAAAUUUUUUCCAAAGUCUGAAUAUGAUUGUUUGUUAAGUAAAAUGUUUAAUACUUGGUCAAUUAAGAAAAGACAUUUGAAAAAAUGUAAGAGAAAAACUUUGAUCUCUUUGCUAAAAACUUGC
This is a messenger RNA of Psylliodes chrysocephalus, 2635 nucleotides long. NCBI's taxonomy places the organism in Eukaryota, Metazoa, Arthropoda, Insecta, Coleoptera, Chrysomelidae. The record is from the annotation of a GenBank genome assembly.